Molecule: messenger RNA, 1740 nt
Organism: Penicillium verrucosum
Lineage: Eukaryota; Fungi; Ascomycota; Eurotiomycetes; Eurotiales; Aspergillaceae
Product: Hsp70 family protein
Exons: 12
Coding region: 1-1740 (579 amino acids)
Molecular function (GO): ATP-dependent protein folding chaperone; ATP binding
Source: RefSeq, a predicted model, not a curated record
AUGACAACCAUGCAGGAGCGACCAAAACUCAUAGUGGGUGUUGACUUCGGAACAACCUUCAGCGGCGUUGCCUGGGGAUUGGAAGACUGCCCUGAUGAUAUUGAGCUCAUUCAGACAUGGCCAGGUUGUGGCAACAUUACAAGCCAGAAAGUUCCGACUCUAUGUUCCUAUGACGGCAAGAACAUUAAAUGGGGUUAUCAAACUGACCAGUCGAUCCAUCCGGGCAAGGAGCAGCGCCUCAUCCAAGGAGUUAAGCUUUUGCUAGAUGAAAGCCAGGAAUUCCGCUACGCACCUGCUGCUAAAUCUCAAGAGAUUAUCAAAGACCUGAAGAAAACGCCGAUGGAGGUGGCUGGUGACUACUUGGGAAAAUUAGUCGCCCACGCCCAGGAUGUCUUGAAACGCCGCUUUAGUACUGCGUUGCAAACCAUGGACUUGGAAUAUGUCCUCACUGUCCCCGCUGUAUGGUCUGACAAAGCCAAAGAUCUUACUUUGCAGGCGGCACACCGAGCCGGUAUAUCUCCUGGAAGUUUGGGACUCUUGUCUGAGCCGGAGGCAGCUGCGGUGUGUGCAAUUCAGACGAUUCAACCAAAUACAAUCUCGGAAGGAGACUGCUUAGUUGUCUGUGAUGCUGGGGGUGGAACGGUGGACAUCAUUACCUAUCGCGUCAAGGAAACCGACCCUCUAAGAUUUGAGGAAGCCACGGAAGGAACUGGUGCUGUUUGUGGCUCAGUGAUGUUGGACGAGAGAUUUGACGCACUUAUCAAAGACAUCAUUGAAAAACAGUCACACCAACCGAUCCCCCAGUCUACUAUCAGGGCUGCAAGAAAGUACUGGCAAGACUACAUCAAGCCUGGCUACACAGGUCCUCUCGACGACGAUGAGAUGUGUGAGCCAGGAUAUUGGAUCCCAGUUCCUGGGGUUUCGGGGAUCUCAAACGUCGACCUUAGCGAGGGGCACUUAUAUCUGGACAGGGACCAAGUGAAAGGAAUCUUCGAUCCUAUCGUCGAGCAGAUCGAGGAUCUUGUCACCGAGCAGAGAAUGAGCGUGAAGGAAGCAGGGUUUUCAACCAAGGCUAUUAUUCUGGUCGGGGGUCUUGGAGCCUCGGAGUAUCUCUUUAAACGCCUACAGGCUGAUUCCGAUGGUAUCCAAGUCAUGCAGCCCCCAAACGCGUGGUCUGCCGUUGCUCGGGGUGCUGUUAUCCGUGGCCAGGAAGGCAACCAAGUAGAGAGUCGCAUUGCCAGAUGCAGUUAUGGCGUUGAUACGAGAAACUGGUUUGAUUCCACAAAGCAUCGCGCAGAUGAAAACCUCGUAUGGUGUCCUUAUGAAGAGGCAUGGAAGGUGGACAAUCUAACCUCCGGUGGUCCUGAACAUUCCUUGGAGGCUUUGAGUGCUUACUUGAGGGACUUUGAGGGAACCCCCAUGGCCGAGAGUAAGCCAAUAAGGAUGAACUUCUACCACGCGGUCGGCGUUGGCGGAUCUUUUGUAUUUGAGUCAAGGUUGUGGUUUUGCCAGGUGGACACACCUCCCAAAGAGAGGGAUUCCAGUGUCGCAAAACUGUGUGUGCUGGAAACAGAUCUGAGCAGAAUCCCGAAACAGCUAUUUGAAAAGAAGAGGAACUCCAAAGGGCAAGAAUUUUACCACGUCAAGUUCGAGUUGGUUUUAACGCCAACCUCUGCAUCACUGUUGUUUGAUCUACAAUUCAAUGGUGUAUCCUAUGGGAGCGUGAGAUCUCGCUAUUGA